AUGUCCGCGGAUCAGCUGGCGGCGCUGGAGACUCCAGCCUGGCUCGACACUGGCAACAAUGCCUGGCAACUGACAGCUGCAUCUCUCGUCGCGCUCCAAUCAGUGCCCGGACUAUGUGUACUCUACGCCGGUCUGGUCAAGAAGAAGUGGGCCAUCAACAGCAUGUUCAUGGUAUUCUACGCCUUCGCUAGCGUCCUCAUAUGCUGGGUCAUCUGGGCAUACAAAAUCGGCUUCGGCCAAUACAUGCUGCCUUUCGCCGGAAGGCCAGGACCUGUCCUUACGAUGGACGAGGUGAUCGUACAGUCCACGCUGCCCAGCGCCAACGUCUCGCAGAACUUUCCGAAGGCCACGAUGAUCUACUUCCAGUUUGUCUUCGCUGCUAUCACUCUCGCUCUCAUCGCGGGCGCGUACUUGGCGCGCAUGAGCUUCCGAGCCUGGAUGCUUUUCGUGCCGCUCUGGCUUACCUUCAGCUACUGCAUUGGCGCCUACAGCUUGUGGGGUGGCGGCUUCCUCUUUCAGAUGGGUGUCAUGGACUACUCAGGUGGCUACGUGAUUCACUUGUCCUCUGGCACAGCAGGUUUUGUGGGUGCGUGGUGGAUUGGUCCAAGACUCAAGCAAGACCGCGAGAACUUUCAGCCCAACAAUAUCUUGCUCGCGAUGGUUGGAGCAGGUAUUUUGUGGAUCGGCUGGAACGGCUUCAAUGGUGGUGAUCCUUACGCCGCUUCGCCAGACGCCGGUGUUGCGGUCCUUCACACGAAUUUGUGCACUGCUGUCUCCAUGCUUACCUGGACAUGUAUGGACAUCAUCUUCUACAAGAAGCCCAGCAUCAUUGGUGCCAUCAACGGCAUGAUCACAGGCCUAGUCGGUAUCACUCCUGCUGCUGGUUUCGUCGCUGGCUGGGGAGCCAUCAUCAUUGGUAUCUGCACCGGCAUCAUCCCCUGGAUUAGCAUGAACAUUGCUGGCAAGAAAUGGAGCCUCUUCACCCAUCAUGUCGAUGAUGCCCUCGGCAUCACACAUACGCACAUGGUGGCAGGUACCCUCGGUGGCUUCCUGACUGGUCUCUUCGCCACCCAAACCGGCUCCUACGCCUUUGGCCUAACGACAGACGGUGGUGCAAUUAUGGGCAGAGGCAAGCAAGUCUGGCUCCAAAUCGUCGGCGCCCUCUUCAUCAUCGGCUGGAACCUCGUCUGGACGUCUCUGAUCAUGUGUUUCAUCAAGUACGUCUGCCGCAUUCCACUGCGCAUGACCGAGGAAGAGCUGUUGAUCGGCGACGAUGCUAUUCACGGAGAGGAGGCAUAUAGCUUUUAUGACGACGUCUCAGGUCUCGUGCCAUCGCGUACGACCGAGAUGAGGGCAGCAGAUAUGUUGGAGCGCAUUCACCAUCAUGGUGAUAAGCAUGAGACUACCGUCCUACAUGGGCAAGAUUUGGAGUCUGGCAUGCCGGAGAGUGUGCGAGGGACGGAGAACGGAGGACAUUUGGACGACGAGAUCAAGCAAGAUUAA
Recurvomyces mirabilis is the source of this 1503-nucleotide messenger RNA. RefSeq lists its product as uncharacterized. The coding region runs from base 1 to 1503 and encodes 500 amino acids. Gene Ontology annotation, biological process: ammonium transmembrane transport. The record is from RefSeq and is a predicted model, not a curated record. NCBI's taxonomy places the organism in Eukaryota, Fungi, Ascomycota, Dothideomycetes, Mycosphaerellales, Teratosphaeriaceae. Gene Ontology annotation, cellular component: plasma membrane. The transcript has 3 exons. Gene Ontology annotation, molecular function: ammonium channel activity.